This is a messenger RNA of Eriocheir sinensis (Chinese mitten crab), 10355 nucleotides long. RefSeq names its product endoribonuclease Dicer-like. Gene Ontology annotation, cellular component: RISC complex; cytoplasm; nucleus. Lineage: Eukaryota; Metazoa; Arthropoda; Malacostraca; Decapoda; Varunidae. The transcript has 12 exons. Gene Ontology annotation, biological process: apoptotic DNA fragmentation; pre-miRNA processing; siRNA processing. Gene Ontology annotation, molecular function: RNA binding; protein binding; deoxyribonuclease I activity. Bases 175 to 4788 code for a protein of 1537 amino acids. The record is from RefSeq and is a predicted model, not a curated record.
UGGGAGGGAGAAGGAGGCGGAGAACCAGAAAGAAGAGGAGGGAGGAGGAGGAGGCGGGGAGGAGGGGCCAGCGAGGGGCGGGAUUCGCGGGAGACUCGUAGUAGACCUGUCGAGUACUUGUCAAACUGGAGGCUCAGAAGGUGCAGGAAAUGACGUUCGUUCACUGAAGACAGGAUGUCUGAACACAAGCCAAGAGCAUACCAACUUGAGCUCUACGAACAUGCCAAGAAACAAAAUUCCGUCCUUGUCUUGGGGACUGGCUCAGGCAAGACCUUUAUCUCCAUACUGCUCAUCAAAGAACUUGGCCACCAGGCUUGCUGCUUUUAUGUGACUUUCUUGCAUGCCUCCAAUCCUUUUGCAGCCUUGUUGCAGAAGUCUUUUUAUUCAAGCUUGUCCAUAUGGUGUUCAUUGUACAAAUGCAAGAGUCAAUCAUCAACAUCAUCCUAUUCACUGAUUCGAUCAGAGAAUGAAAAUAGGAAGUGGACAGUGUUUGUUGUUACUACUGUUCCCUUGGUAUACCAGCAAGGGCUUGCCAUACAGCAACACACUCCCUUCAAUGUUGGUUUCUAUGAAGGCUCCAGAGGAGUGGACGGAUGGGGAGAGAAAGAGUGGGAAGAAGAAUUAAAAAAUCAUGAAGUGCUGGUGAUAGUUGCACAAAUAUUCCUUGAUCUUUUAAACUCUUCCUACUUGUCAUUGGAGAACAUAAAUCUCAUUAUUUUUGAUGAGUGCCAUCAUGCUACAGGAAAUCACCCCAUGAGGGAAGUUAUGAGAACAUUUAAUUCUCGUAAGGAGAAGGAAUCUGGUGCUACCAUGCCUAGAAUAGUAGGACUCACAGCAUGUGCUAUUCAUAAGAACUGCAAGUGUGAAAAUGUGGAAAAUGAAAUAAGAGAACUAGAGACAACACUGCAAUCCACUUUAGUGACUUCAGUAGAUACUCAGGCAGUAAAAGAACACACCACAGCACCCAAGGAAAUAAUUGUUUCAUUUGGUGCCAGUGAGCCUUCAGAUUAUGGUGAAAGCAUUGCAGCACAGUUGAAAGGAAUUGAAUGUGAAUUAGAUGAAAAUGAAAAAAUCAGUAAAAGGUACCUAAAGCCUUUGAAAAGAAAAAUAAGUAACAUUGUUCAAAUCAUUUAUCAUCUUGGAGAUUGGUUUGGAGCCAGAGCUGUGAAAUAUGAAAUGGAAAAUUUUGAAGAGGCUGAAGAUAGUGAAGAAAUUCCUGAUGUAAGGGAUUUAAAGAAAACUCUAUGCCAGAGAUUAGAAUUAAUCUAUAGAUAUUGUCUUGAACAGGAGAAGCAGAUGUCCAACCCUUUGGCUCACAUAACUCUGAAGGUUCAAAGGUUGCUUGACAUGUUAUGUGAAUGUAGAAAUGAUAAGUAUGGACUUAUCUUUGUGGAGAGGAGGAACACAGCAAAAUUGUUAUAUGACUUUCUCAAGACACUUUCUUUGAUGAAUGAGGAUCUUGCUUUCAUUAAGCCUGCAUAUCUUAUUGGUGCCAAUGCUGGGUAUUCAAUUGACAUCAAAUUGAUACAGAAUGAACUUAGAAAACAAAGGGAAACUCUGGAAGCUUUUGCUAGAGGUGAUACAAAUUUUCUAAUUUCAACAAGUAUAUGUGAAGAAGGUCUUGAUGUCAGAAAAUGCAACAUAGUGAUUCGCUUUGAUGAGCCAAUGAACUUUCGUUCCUAUGUGCAGUCCAGAGGGAGGGCACGAGCUAUUCCAUCAAGGUAUGUCCUCAUGACAGAAGAUAGUAAUGUGGAGGGCCUUCUAGGUAAUAUAGCAUCAUAUAGAAAAAUUGAAGCUGCAUUAUCCAAGAUAUGCCACAACCGGCAGUUACCCACAGACAUGGAAAUAAGUGCUCAUUUUGCAGAAGAUGAAAUAAUGGCUCCAUAUGAGCCAUAUGGCCAUGAUGGCCCUAGAAUUACAUUCAACUCUGCUAUACAGCUCAUCAACAGGUAUUGUGGAAAAUUACCUCAAGACAAAUUUGCUGAGCUAAUGCCAUCUAUUGGCUAUGAUAAAAAGAAGGAAGAUGGGGAAACAAUGGUGAAAGCAAAAAUCCAGUUACCCAUUAAUUCAUGUUUGAAAACCCCUGUAGAGGGAGAUUGGAUGACAAACAGGGUGCAUGCCAAAAAGAGUGCAGCUAUGGCACUCUGUAUAAAACUUCAUCAAAUCAAAGAAUUAAAUGAUCACCUGCGUCCAGAAGGAAAACCAGAUGAUAGUAUCCUGGAUGACUUACUAGAAAUACCACCAGAGGUCAGUAGCAGAGAUGGCAUGAAUGAACCAGGCACUAAGAAGCGCCGUCAGAUAUACAGGAAAGAGAUGUGCGAAGCCUUUUCUUCCAUGAGUGGUAGCUUCAAGCUCUAUUCAGUCACUGUGCAGUCCAGUGAAUCUACAUCCAGUGAGAUUGCCAUUGACUCUGCGGCAAAAAGUAUGUCAGUAGGCUUACUGUGUCAACAUGCACUGAGUUCCCAACCAUUUCCGUUGUACUCCUCCAAGUGGAAUGAAGUGGUUGUUAGAAUCCAGCUGAUAAAAGACGACUUGCUGCUUGAUUGUGAAACAGUCAACCAGAUAAAGCAUUUCCACAAGGUUGUAUUUGAAACUUUGCUUGGCAUCAACCAAUCUCUCUUUGAUUAUUUGCCACAACAAACAGGUUUAUUCCUUUUGCCCAUGAGUGGAAACAGCAUUGACACUUCCCUCCUCCAACACAUAGCAUCCUUGGACUCACUAAGAAUGCAUGAGAAGAGUUCACAUGUUGAUAUUUUCAACUUUGAAAGGUCUGCUUUUGAGGAUUCUGUCAUUUACCCUCUCUAUAAACCUGUGUCAGAAACAAUGUUCUACGUCACAGAAAUUCAUGACAACAUGAAUCCUCUAGAUCCUUUCCCAAAUACAGGGAAACAAUUCACUUCCUAUGAACACUAUUUCCUGUCUGAAUAUAAAAGGAAGAUAACUAACAAAAAUCAACCACUGGUAACUGCAAAGCAUUUGCCUACAGAUCUUAAUUUUUUGAAACAAAGAACCACAAAGCAAUCCAAGAAAAAGUCAGGAAGUGAUCCCCCCAAAUAUGUGCCAGAACUGUGUGGUGUUUUGCCUAUCAAAGCUUCUCUGUGGUGGCAAAUUAUGUUACUACCAUCUGUACUCCAUCGCCUCAAUAGCUUGCUUGUGGCAAAUGACUUGAAGAAGAUGACUUUCCCCUAUAUGCAAACAUCCAACAAGAAAUCUAGUGAGUGCAACAUCUUGGAUUUUGAUUGGUUAAGAAAGUUCAUUAAAGAAAUAGUGCGGCCUCCAGGAAGCAAUCUGUCAGUCAUUCUAGCUGAAUCUACAUUUAAACCCAUUCAGACUUUCAUGAUGCUGAAUGCACUCACUCUGCGAGGAGCAAAUGACAACUUUGAUGCAGAAAGACUGGAAGUACUGGGCGACUCGUUCCUUAAAUUUAUUGUUGCUGAGUAUCUAUUUCUUAAGUUUUCUGAUGACCAUGAAGGUAAACUCUCUGAGCGACGCAGCAAGUUAGUGUGCAACAGAACUUUGUACACCUUGGGAAAGGCAAAGCAGAUACCAGAGAGAAUUCAGAGCAUGAGCCUUAACCCAGCUCUGAAUGGCAUCAUGCCAGGCUUUGUACUCAAAGCUGAAGUGGAACAGAAGUUGCGGGAACUUGGUGCUCCUGCAGACAUGUGGACAAGAUUUGGUGAGACCACCGAGGAAGAAUUUGAAAAGGAAGUUAGGAUGAAACAGGAGGAUGGUAAAGGUCAGACAUCAUGCUACAAGCCCUGGACAGAACAUGAGCUUGGAGAUAAAAGUGUAGCGGACAGUGUUGAGGCCCUGAUUGGUGUCUGCCUGGUAGUUGGUGGCAGUGAGGCAGCCAUUGCCUUCCUUCAUAACUUGGGCAUUGGUGUCUCGAAAGGCACUUCACUGCUGAAGAUGAAGUUACCUGUAAAGUCGGCCAUGCUAAGUGAUGAGAGGGAAGCAAAAGAAGAAGUUCAGAGGUACUACAAAAAGAGUUGCUUGGACAAGCUAGAGAAGAAGAUUAAUUACACAUUCAGAGACAAAAGUAUUCUUGUGCAGGCUGUCACUCACAGCUCCUAUAGCCAGAACAGGGUGACAGACUGCUAUCAAAGGCUUGAGUUCCUAGGUGAUGCUGUUUUGGACUACCUGGUAACAGGAAUGAUAUUCACAUCUGACAAGAGUUACAACCCUGGGCAAUUGACUGAUCUCAGAUCAUACUACGUAAAAAAUGAAACUUUGGCCCAAGUUUCUGCCAAAUAUAAGUUGCAUCACCAUUUGCUACACCUGGCUCCCAAGCUUCAGGCCUCUAUUGAUAAGUACUUAAGCCUAUUUCAAGCUGGACUUGGUAAAGAGGAGGAACUUUUUACUGAAGAUGAUGUAGAGGAUGGCAUGGAUGAUCUGACAGAUGUUGAUGUGCCCAAGGCUCUGGGAGACCUGGUGGAGGCUCUUAUUGGAGCGGUUUACUUGGACAGCGGCAGAUCCCUUCAGCAAGCAUGGGCUGUGGUGACCCUCCUUAUGGAUGAUAUAAUAAAAGAAACGCUAACUGACAUUCCUAUGAACUGUAUUCGGAAGCUGUAUGAGAAGGUACCCAGUGGAGUCCAGUUCGUCAAGUUACCCAUGGAGGAGGAGGAGGAUGCCAUGGCAAAAUAUGAAGUUAGGAUAAAGGGCUUCCCUCCAUUCGUUGUGUGUGGCAAGAAUUAUAAAGUAGCAAAGACUGCAGCUGCAAAAAGAGGACUUUGGAUGCUUAAGAAGAAAGAAAAGGAACUGAAUACUGAAGGAGAAAGAAAAGGAUGAGGCACUUCAGCUGUUUCACAAUGAUUAUGUAUGAAGUCAUUCUUUGGUUUUAAGUAACAAUAACAUUUGUUUAACCUAAGGGCUAAGAAUGCAGGCCUAUAUUACGUUGCCUGUUGUAGGAGGUGAUUUAAAGGGAUGUAGGUUUUACCUCACUUUUAUUUAUUUAUUUAUUUAUUUAUUUUUUUUUACAACAGGAGACAGCUCAAGGACACACAAAAAAAGGAAACAAUAAUAAAAAAAAAGCCCGCUUCUCGCUGCUCCUAAAAAAGAAUCAAAAGAGGUGGCCGACAGAGAGGUCAAUUUCGGGAGGUGAGGUGUCCUGAUACCCUUCUCUUGAAAGAGUUCAAGUCGUAGGCGGGAGGAAAUACAGAUGAAGGAAGAUUGUUCCAGAGUUUACCAGCGUGAGGGAUGAAAGAGUGAAGAUGCUGGUUAACUCUUGCAUAAGGGGUUUGGACAGUACAGGUAACUCUCGAUUUACGCGAGUAUUGUCUCCUUGAAGAGGUCGCGUAAAUCAAAAACAAUGUAAAUAAAACAAGAGGUAGGGCUGUACCUUUAUUGCCUACUGUAUCACUCUGACUCCUCUCCCUCUCAUGGUUCCUCCUCUGGCUGCCCUUCCCCUCGUGGUAGUAUAGCAGCAAGGGUGUUGUUGUUGUUGAGUAGCGUGGGUACUGUAUUGUUGUUCAAGUAGCAUGCGGGAAGAACUGAGCUCAGCCGUGUGGCCGCGGCGCCGUGUGACUCCAGUUGCGUGAGACAUCUGGUGGCCACUCCAUAAAAUAUCGCGUAUAAGUGAAAAAAAAUGUGUAAAUUAAACAUUUAUUUGGAUUUUGGACCCUGCGUUACUUAAAAAACGUGUAAACCAAACUUGCGUAAAUCGAGAGUUACCUUUAUAGGGAUGAGCAUGAGUAGAAAGUCGUGUGCAGCGGGGUCACGGGAGGGGGGGAGGCAUGCAGUUAGCAAAUUCAGAAGAGCAGUCAGCGUGGAAAUAUCGAUAGAAGAUGAGAGGCAACAUCGCGACGGAAUUCAAGAGGUAGAAGACUAUCAGUAGGAGGAGGAGAGCUGAUGAGACGAAGAGCCUUAGACUCCACUCUGUCCAGAAGAGCUGUGUGAGUGGAGCCCCCCACACGUGAGAUGCAUACUCCAUACGAGGGCGGACAAGGCCCCUGUAUAUGGAUAGCAACUGUGCGGGGGAGAAGAACUGGCAGAGAUGAUACAGAACGCCCAACCUCGAGGAAGCUGAUUUAGCGAGAGAGUAGAUGUGAAGUUUUCAGUUGAGAUUUUGAGUUAAGGAUAGACCGAGGAUGUUUAGUGUUGAAGCUGGUGAUAGCUGAGUGUUGUCGAAGAAUAGGGGAUAGGUGUUUGGAAGAUUGUGUCGAGGUGAUGGGUGGAGAAAUUGAGUUUUUGAGGCAUUGAAGGACAGAAGGUUCCUUCUCCCCCAAUCGGAAAUGAUAGCAAGGUCUAAGGUUAAGCGUUCUGCAGCCUCCAGUCUGGAGUCGUGUACUUCCUGUUGUGAUGGUCUUCUAUUGAAAGAAGUUGAAUAAUGCAGAGUGGAGUUGUCGGCGUAUGAGUGGACAGGACAGUUUGUUAUGGAAAGAAGAUCAUUGAUGAAUAACAGGAAGAGAGUGGGUGAUAGGACAGAGCCCUGUGGAACACCACUGUUGAUAGGUUUAGGGGAAGAACAGUGACCGUCUACCACCGCAGAGAUAGAACGCCCGGAAAGGAAACUGAAGAUAAAAGAACAGAGAGAGGGAUAGAAUCCGAAAGAGGGCAGUUUAGAAAGCAAAGACUUGUGCCAGACUCUCUCGAAGGCUUUCGAUAUGUCUAGCACAACAGAGAAAGUUUCACCGAAACGGCAAAGAGAGGAUGACCAAGAGUCAGUUAAGAGAGCAAGAAGAUCGCCAGUAGAACGCCCCUUGCGGAACCCAUACUGGCAAUCAGAUAGAAGGUUCGAAGUGGAAAGGUGCUUUUGAAUCUUCUGGUUAAGGAUUGAUUCAAAAGCUUUAGAUGUACAUGAAAGUAAAGCUAUAGGGCAGUAGUUUGAGGAAUUGGAGCAGUCACCCUUCUUAGGCACAGGCUGUACAAAGGCAUACUUCCAGCAGGAAGGAAAGGUAGAUGUUGAUAGGCAGAGACAAAAGAGUUUGACCAGGCAAGGUGUCAGCACGGAAGCACAGUUUUUAAGGACAAUAGGAGGCACCCCAUCAGGUCUAUAAGCCUUCUGAGAGUUGAGGCCAGAGAGGGCAUAGAAAACAUCAUUUUAAUUGAUGUCAGUAGCCUCAGAAACCUGUGUUUCGGUGAGGAAGAGAAGAUGAGGUUUAGAGGAGGAGAGAUGGUGUUCCACAAUGAAAAUUAGAGCGAAGACCACGAAUGUUGCAGAAAUUGAUAAGGAGGAGGUUCGAGGAGUUAUCAGGACACCUCUCAAGUUGGCAGCCAGAAGGGGAGUCCUCCCUGGGGGAAUUUGUCCCCCCCCCCAGGCGGGGACUCCGAGGCAGUGUUAUUUUUUCGCCAUUUUGAAUUUUGGGAAAAGGUGUGUGUUGUGUGAAUGUAGUGUGGUGUAGAGAGAGGAACUGUCUUUAGAGAGCAUGCUGAACUGCUCUCUGGUGUUGAUGAGACGAAGGGAAAUGGUUAGUAAGGACAUGGGAAGGGUCUUUGGAGGGCUUCAGCACCCUCCUCGCUUCCCGUAUAUCCUCACCGGGAGUAGCUCACGCCCGUUCGGUAGGUGUCUUCCUACCUCCUCCUACUAAAUGAACCUUUCCCUUCAAAUGUUUUAGUUUUUAACACUUGCCUGAAUCUUUUAAGGUAGUGCCAAACCCGCCUGAUGGGCGAGCCUCCCAUAACUCACUCUGCAAGUGGCUGACUGAUUAAGGAAUGGCUUUCCCAUCUCGCUGGUCGCUGGUUCAAUCCCCGGCGCCGAUGAAACCCUUUUCUGGUCUGGAUUAAUUUCUCAUGUAUUUUGUGACAUGCUGUGGUAAUGUGAAGAUAUAGCAAAGUGGGAAUUCGUGCAGUACAAUAGCAAAGUAAAUAUCCUUGUUUUUAUAAUGAAAGAUAGUUGUUCUUUUAUUUUCUUCUGUAAUCAUUGAACAAAGACUUCUAGAUGAGUAAGAAACCAGGUUUAUAUAUAUAUAUAUAUAUAUAUAUAUAUAUAUAUAUAUAUAUAUAUAUAUAUAUAUAUAUAUAUAUAUAUAUAUAUAUAUAUAUAAAAUAGUAUUUUUUAUAUCUGCUGGUUAAAUGGAAAUAUUUAGAAGAAAAAACUACUUGUUUUAAUAUUAAGGAUAGCUAAUGUUUUUUGUUUUCAUCUGACUACAGUAGAACCUCGUUUACCCGGCAUCCAACACAACGACACCCUCAAAACAAUGGCAUGAGUUUGAUCUGCCGUUGUUUUAACAGUGUUGUCAUAAAGAAAAUUUCAGUCCCGCUAGAUUCACCCCCCAAAAUCAGAUCAGAGGCGCAAAUCGCGAGAUUUUAAGUACAAGUAACGCUCGAUUUACGCGAGUAUUGUGUCCUUGAAGAGGUGGCGUAAAUCAAAAACUAUGUAAAUCAAACAAGAGGUAGGUUUGUACCUUUAUUGCCUACUGUAUCCCUCUCGUGGGUCCUCCUCUGGCUGCCCUUCCCCUCGUGGUGGCACAGCAGCGAGGGUGUUGUUGUUGUUGAGUAGCGUGGCAGUGUGGGUACUGUAUUGUUGUUCAAGUGGUGCGCGGGAAGAACUAAGCUCAGCUGUGUGGCCGCGGCGCCGUGUGAGUCCAGUUGCGUGAGACAUUGGUGGCCACUUCAUAAAAUAUCGCGUAUAAGUGGAAAAAAAACGUGUAAAUAAAACAUUUAUUUGGAUUUUGGACCCCGCGUUAUUUAAAAAACGCGAAAACCAAACUCGCGUAAAUCGAGAGUUAUCUGUAAUACAAUAAUAAUACCCUCCAAAAAUGUCUUAAAUAUUCAUUUUUACUAAAAUGCUAACUGUUAGAUAGCAAAUUUCCUUGCUAGAACGUUACCCAAAAUUUCUAGAUUUAGCGGGAAAAUUGCUAAAAUGGCAACACUGGUUGGUUAUGCCAGGGCCACCAAAGCGGAGUUGGCAACUAUGCGCCAUUGAACAUUGUCAGCUGUUCAUCCUCCACUAUCUAUGAGUUAUGGCAAUUCUAUGGGAGUAUGUCUCAAAAUAAUGGCAAAACGGAUUAUCCGGCACGAGCUUCCCCCCGUUCGUACCAGAUAAACGACGUUCUUCUGUACUUGAUACAAAAUUGCUGAUUAGUUUGUAAAAUAGUAGUAAAUAGAUACGAUUAUUUCAGGAUAUGUACAAUAAACUCCUACUUUAACAGACUAAUAGGGGGUAAAGUGUGUUUAUGCAGAAAGUGUUGAAUGUAUUAAAUACUGUACUUGCUGGUGUCGAAGGCGCACUGGUGCUGAAGAGGCGCCGAAGUGCUUGAUUUUGGAAGAAAAAAAUCUGAUUUUUAGCUAUCUUAAUAAGAUAUUUUGUUGGUGGUUUUAUUACUUGUACAUGUCUACCAUAUACUAAUGGACAAGCACCAUAUUGUGAUAUAUGUACCAUACAAUACACAAUAACCAUUCUGUAACAACUCUAAAAGCUUUGUUUACCACUGGUUAGUCAUUGUUUAGCAAUCAGUGCCAGUGACCGAUGGCCAAUGGCAUGUUGCUAUUGAAAGAAUGCACUAAAGCACCAAGUGAACCUACUGAACACAAGACGAACGAACACCAACUGAACCAAAGUGUGCCAUUACAAAUGAGACCCUGGGGUCGCUAACUCCCACACUAAGACCAAAAGCAUCUAAACAGUAAUAUUGGCUGCCGUAAGUGGCCAUCAUGACAGAACACUGCUUAUAGGCCUAGAUUAGGCGUACAGAUAAUUCAACAUUCGGCUUUGAAGAUACAUCCCCAUUUUUUCUAAGUAAUAUUUCUAGAAAAAAGUGCGUCUAUGACACUGGCAAAUAUGGUAAUAUUUGAUCUAUAUCUUGAGUAUAAAUUCAUUUUUCCAUGGUGAACAUUGUCACAGUACCUAGCCCAGUUUGCCGUCCCCACUUUGUUUACAAAAAGUAGGCCAGCCACUUAUGUGCCUUAUUGUCCUCAUUGUUGGUUUGGAUAUAAAUGGUCCUUAUCCAGCUUCCAUUCCCAUAUCCACAAACUCCCUAAUUGCUAGUGAUCGCUGGAUACUUUAAAUAGGACUCAGUACAGAGCUUCAUGUCAGGUCAAGAAGACUUGAGAUGCAAAUAUAUUGUGUUCCAUCUCAAGAGGCUGAAUGACCUAGCAUGUGCUCAAGAGUAUGCAGUGACAGUCUCAAAUUGGUUCAAUGUGCUCAGCACCUUUGAGAACCCCGAAGAACUUUGGGAUACCUUUAGAUGUGAGACUUUGAGCUGCCAAGUGGUGCAUUGGUGAGUGUAGUAGUGCUUGUCCAGUUUCUUCACCAUGAAUGUGGGAGUGAGGCAAGGCUGUGUCCUUGCCCCAUCACUUUUCAACACUUGCUUGAACAUUCAAGUUUGAAAUUUCACACUUCCAUAUGAUUUUAAAAUGUACUAGAAUAUUACAACAACUAGACAUGUUGAAGAAUGAUAAUAAAGAAAUAUGAUGCA